CAACCCGUGUAGAAAAAAAAAAACACUCCCCGUCCACCACCUCCCGUGAUCCCCAACCUUCCCCCGAUCUCCCUGGUGCCAGGCGCCAGCGCCGUGCAUCUCUCCCCGCUCCUCGAUCUCCUAGCACCGCCGCUUCCCGCUUCCCCUGCCUCCUGGUGCCGCCGCUCCCCUCCACCCCGCUUCCCCUACCUCCAAGCGCCACUGCCCCAACCUCCGGCGUGCAACCAGGCUGCCUUCCGCCGCCGCCCCUUGCUCCGGCGUGCCUCCCAUCGCCCUAGCUCCGGCACGCCUCCCACCGCCGCACCCCCGGCCCCGGUGCGCUUCCCGCCAUCGCCUUCUCUCCAGCAGCCGCGGCCACCCGUGAGCAGCGACGGCACAACCAGCUACGGAUCCUGUGGGAUUCGCCCCCACUCCUGUCCAUAGUCGCGUGGCUCGCGGCAAAACAGGGCCGCCGAGGAGAACAUCUCCCGUCCGGCAAGGAGCACCUCAGGGGCGUCCGACGAGGAGCAUCUCAGGGACGAGGAACAUCUACCACCUCCUCCCUAGUGCAGAGCUUUCAGUCCAGGCCCCCGCGGCAAAAAAUGCAGUGUCCACUCCUAUGAAAAUGCUCCUCCAAUAUCUUCAGGCGGUGUGGGCAUCCGGUCGCGGAGAGAUGUGUGGAGCGCUGCAUUCCGCUCGUUGUUGACCUCGUGGCCUCAAACGGCCGAGAUUAUUGUCGUGUGUGGACUGCAGCGGUGACCGAAUCCGACCUUCACCAGCAUCACCAUUCUUCCUUCUCCUGUUCACCAACGUGCAUCGCCCGUCAUGGGUUAAGACACUGCUCGGACACUUCGAGGUGCCAUCGAUGGAUGUCUUGUCAAGAAGAUUCGCUCUCUUCGGCUUUAUUGCUGGGUGGAGCAUCGCAACCUCUGGUGAGACCGGACCUACCUUCCAGCUUGCACUGGCACUCGUCUCAUGCAUAUACUUUCUCAACGACAAGAUGAAAAAACCUUGGCAGGGCGUCUGCUACAGGGCUUGGACUCUUUGCGAGUGGCUGGAUAGUAGGUUCACUGGUAGUCCCAGUGAUCCCGGCAUUUAUUUUGCCGCGUACUUGGUGUCUGGAGCUCCUUACUUCGCUGGUUGCUUAUGUAUUUUUAUUCUUGGGUUGCAUCCACUUGUGACGUUCCACCCGCUAAUGUCAAAGACAAACAAUUUUGUAUAGGAGAUGUUAAUGUAAACAUUGAUACGAGUAAUUGAUAGCCUGGGUUGGUGUUUUUUUCAGUAAAA
Triticum aestivum (bread wheat) is the source of this 1266-nucleotide messenger RNA. RefSeq lists its product as uncharacterized. The record is from RefSeq and is a predicted model, not a curated record. The transcript has 4 exons. Lineage: Eukaryota; Viridiplantae; Streptophyta; Magnoliopsida; Poales; Poaceae. Bases 845 to 1201 code for a protein of 118 amino acids. Gene Ontology annotation, cellular component: chloroplast membrane.